GGAUGCAGGACGGGAAAAGGGCAGACUCCCAGCUGGGAAACCUUGGAGAUUGGGAAGCCGAACACUCCCUGUAUUACUCAAUGCAGAGUAAUAGUGGGUUGCAUUAUGUUCUAGAUAUUACACUUUACCCAGUCAGGACAUAGAGAACAUUACGUGGACAGAGGUAACGGAAUUGUGUCGAUUCGGAUAAAACCCAAGCCAGGCUUUCUAAGGCUACCAGACCUACAGAGAUGGCAAGUCACUGCUUCCACUCUCUGAUUUUCCUGGUUCUGGCUUUGGGUUUGAUUUAUGGUGAUUUCUCAGAGUCUGCUGCACACAACAACAGCCACAGGCGUAUGAGGAGAGAGUGGGUCUGGAAUAACCUGCACAUCAGGGAAAAUCUUAAUGUGACACUUCCACACCAUGUUGGAAAGAUCAAAUCAACCAUCCAGAAUCCCAAUGCAAAGUAUGUUCUCGAAGGAGAGGGCGCAGGGACUUUAUUCCGAGUCAAUGACCACACAGGAGAUGUGGCUGUGAAUGAAAGACUGGACAGAGAAAAGAAGGCCAUGUACCAACUGAAGGCCCUCAUUAUCGAUCGAAAUAACAAUCGGCAACUGGAACCACCUUCCACGUUUCAUAUCGUGGUCCUGGAUGAUAAUGACAAUGCCCCGGUGUUUGAACAAAAAGUCUUCAAUGGGUCUGUUGCAGAAAUGUCACCAUUAGGAACUUCGGUUACCAAAGUGACCGCUGUAGAUGCUGAUGACCCAACCAUUCAUGGUCACGCUGACGUUUUCUACAAAGUCAUUCAGGGGAACCAGUACUUCAGAAUAGAUAAGUUUGGGACAAUUUACACAGCUGCACCUGAUAUGGACAGAGAACAAAACUCCACAUAUACCAUUCUAGUGGAAGCAAUGGAUGGCAAGGGUCUACGUUCAGAAGAAUCAGGCACGGCUACAGUUCUCAUCCGGUUGAUAGAUAUCAAUGACAACUUCCCAACAUUUCGGCGAGAUAGCUUCACGUUUGAAGUCCCUGAAAAUAUCAGGUUAGGGGGUAAAGUUGGCAGCCUGGAAGUUGACGACAUUGAUGAGCCACAGAAUAGGCAUACAAAGUACAGUUUUGUGCAAGGGCCUUACCAAGACACCUUUGAAAUCGAACCCAACCCUCAAACAAAUGAAGGAAUCAUUCGACCCAAGAAGCCACUGGAUUUUGAAAAGAUAUCCGCAUAUAGGUUUAUUGUUGAAGCAACUGAUGCCGACAUCAACUACUCAUAUUCCCGAACAAAAGGGUCCAAAAGCCUUGCAAGUGUAACCAUCAAAGUGAUUGAUGUUGACGAACCUCCUGUCUUUGCUCAACCAUCAUACAGAUUUGCAGUAAAAGAGGAAAGUGUUACCAAAAAAUCUAUUGGAUGUGUUUCUGCAACUGAUCCUGAUAAAGCAAAACGAGAAAUAAGAUAUUCUGUUCUAAGAUCUAAGUAUUUUGAAAUAUCAACCAGUGGAUGCAUUUUUGCCACAAAACCCCUUGACAGAGAAGAAUAUGCCUGGCAUAACAUCACUGUGGCAGCCAAUGAAGUGGGUCAAAACAAUAUGGUGGUGCCUAACCUAGAGACCCAUGUACCAGUCUACAUUAAAGUUGAUGAUAUUAAUGACAAUGCACCAGAAUUUGCUGAACCGUAUGAUCCUCAUGUGUGUGAAAAUGCUGCACAAGGAAAGGUGAUCAUCCAGAUUUCUGCUGUGGACAAGGAUGAAAUGUCGCCAGGAUUGAAAUUCAAGUAUUCCUUGGUCUCUGAAGACAGCAACUUCACUCUUGUUGAUAAUCAUGAUAAUACUGUGAAUGUCACUGUCAAAUACGGACACUUUAAUCGAGAGCUAGUCAAAACCCAUUACUUGCCUAUCAUCAUCUCUGACAAUGGUUCGCCUCAGCAGAGCAGUACGAGCACCCUUUCCAUCCGUAUCUGCAAAUGUGAUGAGGAAGGCAAUGUCAUCUUGUGUGAUGAGGCCGCGAAACAACUUGGAGUCAACAUGCAUGCCCUGAUGGCCAUCUUCGUCUGCCUACUGACUGUCAUUGUGAUCAUGCUGCUUAUAGCCUGGAGGAAGAGACACAAGAAAGAUCUGAAUGUUCUCAAGAAGAAUGUGGAAGAGAUCCAUGAGCAGCUGGUGGCCUAUGAUGAAGAAGGCGGUGGUGAGAUGGAUACCAACAGUUACGAUGUGUCUGUCCUCACCUCGGCACGCCAGAGAGGAAUGAUGUCCCCGAGGAUGACCAUGGAGGCCCAGCCGUGUACCUACAGCCAAGUCCAAAAAGUCCCUGAACAUGGACUUUCAGGUACUGGAGAGAUGGGCAUUAUGAUUGAGAUGAAAAAAGAUGAUGCCGACAACGAUGGGGGUUUGCUACCCUUCGAUACUCUCCACAUAUAUGGUUAUGAAGGUGCCGAGUCCAUUGCAGAGUCUCUCAGCUCUUUGGGAUCUGGAUCUUCAGACUCAGAUAUUGAUUAUGAUUUCCUUAAUGACUGGGGACCCAGGUUUAAAAUGCUAGCUGAAAUCUAUGGGUUGGAACCCAGUGAAGACCUUACUUACUGAAUGAAUGUUGUCAACAGAUUUCCCCAACAUUUUAGCAAUAGACUGUCAGCUCAGAAGACAGGACCAGUCAGGUCUUCAUGCAUUUUCCUUACACAAAUGGCAUCUCUAGGACGCUUUCCAAGAAGGUUUAGAUCAGGGGUUCUCAAACUAUGGCCCGCGGGCCGAAUACAGCCCUCCAGGGACAUUUACCCGGCCCUCGCUCAGGGUCAACUUAAGUCUGAAACGACUUGAAAGCACACAAUAACAACAACAAUCCUAUCUCAUGAGGCAAAAGCAGGCCCACUCUUCCCAUUGAAAUACUAAUAAGUUUAUAUUUGUUAAGAUUGUUCUUCAUUUUAAUUAUUGUAUUGUUUUUAAGUGUUUUCUGCACUACAAAGAAGAUAUGUGCAGUGUGCAUAGGAAUUCAUGUUGUUGUUUUUUCAAACUAUAAUCCGGCCCUCCAAUGAUUUGAGGGACCUAGCCCUCUGUUUAAAAAGUUUGAGGACCCCUGGUUUAGAUAAUCAGGAUAAGAGAAACCAAGAAUGAAACCAGGGUCAUGGAAACAAGAAGAUAUUGCAUCUUUUAAACCCCAUUGCAUCGUGAAGGGAUUAAAAUGUCUAUUGUGGAGAUACAUUUCAUUUAAAACACAAUUGUGCUUGUCCUGUUGAGUGAAAGCCUUCUAGUUUUCCAUGCUCUGUAACUAUUCUAACUGAUUUUCAGUGAAAAUCUCUCAUUGUAUUUGUUUUCUCAAGAGACCUGUGACAAGGUGCCUUUAUUACUGUACAUACUUGAGUAUAAGCCUAGUUUUUCAGCUCUUUUUCAGGCUGAAAAAGUCCCCCUCAGCUUAUACUUGAGUGAGGGUCCUGGCAGAAAGGCGUGGGGCUAAAAGAACCCUUCUUUCAGCCCCAUAUCUUCCUGUCAGCACCCUCACCUCUCCACACAGCAGCCCAGCUGGGUCACUGUGCCAAGAGGGGAGGAGAGAGCACGCUCCUUCUUCUCCUCUCUCCCCACUUUUCCAACACCUCUUUCCCACCCAGUCUUCCCUUUUUCUAGUUUCCCCCUUUCUGCCCCAGCCUUUACUAUUCCCAGCCCCUCUCUCCCACUUUUCCAUCCCAGCAUUUCCCAGGUUCCAGCCUCUCUUUCCCGUUUUGGUCUUGCUCCUUUUCCUACCACAGUUUACCACUUUCCCAGCUCCUCUUUCUCAUCCCAGUCUUUUCCACUUUCCCAGCCCCAUUUCCCACUUCAAUCUUUCCCACUUCUCCACUUGCUCCUUUCCCACUCCAAUCUUUCUGCCUUUCUAGCCUCCCUUUUGCACCUCAGUCUUGCUCAUUUUGCAAUCUUCCUUUCCCCAACCCAAUCUUUUCCAGUUGCCCUACUUUUUCCACCUCAAUUUCCCCAGCCUUUCCCAAUCUCCACUUCACACUCUAGAUCAGGGGU
This is a messenger RNA of Anolis sagrei ordinatus, 3968 nucleotides long. It is a transcript of the gene CDH5, whose product is annotated as cadherin 5. Gene Ontology annotation, cellular component: plasma membrane; catenin complex; adherens junction. Lineage: Eukaryota; Metazoa; Chordata; Lepidosauria; Squamata; Anolidae. Gene Ontology annotation, molecular function: cadherin binding; calcium ion binding. Gene Ontology annotation, biological process: cell-cell junction assembly; multicellular organism development; vasculature development. The record is from RefSeq and is a predicted model, not a curated record.